Molecule: messenger RNA, 1785 nt
Organism: Scleropages formosus (Asian bonytongue)
Lineage: Eukaryota; Metazoa; Chordata; Actinopteri; Osteoglossiformes; Osteoglossidae
Product: actin-related protein 2/3 complex subunit 1A
Exons: 10
Coding region: 284-1396 (370 amino acids)
Biological process (GO): Arp2/3 complex-mediated actin nucleation
Cellular component (GO): Arp2/3 protein complex; actin cytoskeleton
Molecular function (GO): actin filament binding
Source: RefSeq, a predicted model, not a curated record
GCUGUGCGCCUGCGCAGUGCAGAGCGCGUUCCCGGGCGCGUCCCAGCUCGAGCGCCAGCGCCAGCUCCCGUCGGCGCGGCACCCAUGUUCCGCACCGUUCGCCGGAUUCUCUGACGGUCGUGAGCGCACGCGGCGGAUUCGUGUCGACUGCCCAGAGUCCGCGAAUUCAGUUCCGCCGGAACCGAGGAGAGCGCGUUCGACCCGACCAAGGACGCCACGUCCGGGCCGCGGCACCGACCGAGGCUGAGCGCAGAGUCCUGCCGGAGGACACCUGACCACUGCGAUGUCUCUGCAUCAGUUCCUCCUGGAGCCCAUCACUUGUCAUGCCUGGAACCGCGACAGGAGUCAAAUCGCCAUCAGCCCGAAUAAUCAUGAGGUCCAUAUCUACAAAAAGAAUGGAAACCAGUGGGUGAAAACCCACGAACUGAAGGAGCACAACGGACACAUCACGGGCAUCGACUGGGCGCCUAAGAGCGACCGCAUCGUGACGUGCGGAGCCGACCGCAACGCCUACGUGUGGAGCCAGAAGGACGGCGUCUGGAAGCCCACCUUGGUGAUCCUGAGGAUCAACCGUGCCGCCACCUUCGUGAAGUGGUCCCCUCUGGAGAACAAAUUUGCAGUGGGCAGUGGGGCUCGGCUCAUCUCCGUCUGUUAUUUUGAGUCCGAGAAUGACUGGUGGGUGAGCAAACACAUCAAGAAACCAAUCCGUUCGACUGUGCUGAGCUUAGACUGGCAUCCAAACAACGUCCUCCUGGCUGCUGGGUCCUGCGACUUCAAAUGCAGGGUAUUUUCAGCUUACAUCAAGGAAGUGGACGAGAAGCCAGCAGCCACUCCGUGGGGCUCCAAGAUGCCGUUUGGACAGGUCAUGGCAGAGUUUGGAGGGGCAGGUAGUGGUGGAUGGGUUCACAGCGUCUGCUUCUCUGCCAGCGGCAGCAGACUGGCCUGGGUCAGCCACGACAGCACCGUCACCUUGGUGGACGCCACCAAAGGGUCCACGCUUUCCCAGUUAAAGACAGAAUUUCUUCCGUUCCUGAGCGUCGUGUUCGUCUCGGAGAGCAGCAUUGUGGCAGCUGGUCACGACUGCUGUCCGAUGCUGUUCCACUGUGAUGACCAUGGGACGCUAACGUUUGUCUCGAAGUUGGACCUUCCGAAACAAAGCAUUCAGCGCAAUAUCUCCGCCAUGGAGCGCUUUCGCAAUAUGGACAAGAGAGCCACCACUGAGGACCGGAACACUACCCUGGAGACACUGCACCAGAACAGCAUCACCCAAGUGUCUAUAUUUGAAGGAGACAAAAGAGAUUGUCGUAAAUUCUGCACUACAGGUAUCGAUGGAGCGAUGACCAUUUGGGAUUUCAAGACUCUGGAGACCUCCAUCCAAGGGCUGCGGAUCAUGUAAAGGAGAUCAGUGAACUAGCACGGUGUGCAAAGGCCAGCAAGAGGGUUUCAAGCAACACUUUUCAGAUGUCUCAAAUGAAGAAGUAUUAAGCACUGAGAGGUAGCAAACUUACAUGUGUAAACAUCACUUUUUAUUUAUGAAAGGAAAACGAAGAUGAACCGGUGUUGGAAUGUUAGCUAUUUCUUUUGUUUGGGUUUUUUUUUUCUUUUCUUUUUUUUUUUUUCUUUUUUUAAACUUUAGCCAUGGUUUUUCUCAUUCUGGAACCCCAGCCACGCAAAAGUGGAUCAUGGGCACUGUUUGUCAGGAGCCCUUGUACAACAGUAACUUAAAAGGGGAGUUUUGUGUGUAAAUGGUCUGCUAGAAAUAAAUGAAGUACAUGUACACUACAA